AUGCUCGCACCUCGUGCUGCCACGUGUCAAGUCUGCUUUGACGAGGCCGUCGUCACGCCAUACCGCCUGUCCCACGGUCCUCUGCACGUCUACGUCACUCUCCAAGCCGAGUCGAUGCUGUACGGCGUGCUCGCACAGCUCAAGUGCCCCAUCUGCAUUCGACCGACCAGCUUGGUUCGCUGGCGGCAGCGGCGAGGCAAGACGAACCCGCACCUCCAGCAAUUUGAAACAAAGGUGCAGUCAGCGUGCGACGUCGCAUGCCCGCGCUGCCACACCUACACAUCGAUGCUGCUGCCAGAGAUGACGUGCGACUCGAUCCAGCCACUCACACUGCCAACACACCUCGCACAGCACGUUCCAGAGCUUCCGACGCGCUGCGGCCAGUACCGCCUCUCGACCGACGCGCUCUACGACUACGUUCGUGCCACGUUUCCGGGCCACGACGAUGUCAUUCUGAGCGCCAUUUUGCCACUCAUCCACGACGUCGGAGAGGCGUUCUUCCUUCGCUGGCGCCGCGAUGCGCCGUUCAUCACGUCACCGUGCUGCCAGGCCGCCUUGUGCUUUGUUUGCAAGGUCGGCGUGCCCAAGCUGCACCUCGUCAAGGGCGACGGCUGCGACUCGAUGAACUGCUUUUGUGGCACGGAGUUUUCGUGGGCAAUCCUACUGCGCCGUCAUCUGCCGCAUCUUCGGUGGUCCAUCGUCCAGCGCCAUCUGCCGGCCAGUGAAGCCUACUACCGGUCGCACUUGGCGGCUGCGACAAAGGCUUCGCUGCCCGAUACGCUCGCCCCGUGGCUCGGCGACAACGGCAUCGAGCUCGCGACCGAGGUCACCAACUACGCGUGUCAUUGCAUCUCGGCAGCGAUGAGCAACGUCGCACACCUCUCUCCAUGCCUGCCACCUCGGACGACGUAUCACUUGAGCGACGCCGCCUUUCUGCUGGAUGGGAAUGGCACGCUUCGCGCCGUCUCCUUGCGCUAUCAUGUGUCGCAGAUGGAUCGAUGGACGCCGCCCGUCCACGCACCGCUUCGCACCUUCCUUUCCACCGUGCUGAUGAUGACGGAUACGAUCGGUGACCACAGCCUCAUCGUCGUGUCGCUCCAGCAGCGCGAUGCAUUGAACCUCGCGUUUGUGGACGCCAGAGAUUGCCGGCCGCGCGUUCACAUUGCACUUUAA
Saprolegnia parasitica CBS 223.65 is the source of this 1173-nucleotide messenger RNA. RefSeq lists its product as hypothetical. The record is from RefSeq and is a predicted model, not a curated record. Bases 1 to 1173 code for a protein of 390 amino acids. Lineage: Eukaryota; Oomycota; Saprolegniomycetes; Saprolegniales; Saprolegniaceae. The transcript is spliced from 4 exons.